Messenger RNA from Arvicola amphibius (Eurasian water vole), 2423 nucleotides. RefSeq names its product netrin 4 (gene Ntn4). Gene Ontology annotation, cellular component: laminin trimer. Gene Ontology annotation, molecular function: protein binding. NCBI's taxonomy places the organism in Eukaryota, Metazoa, Chordata, Mammalia, Rodentia, Cricetidae. Gene Ontology annotation, biological process: basement membrane assembly; substrate adhesion-dependent cell spreading; cell migration. The record is from RefSeq and is a predicted model, not a curated record.
GGCGGCCACAGGAGGUGGGAAAAGCGGAGGAGGACGGCCGGGAGGCGGCGGCGGCGGCCGGGAAGUGAAAGGUCUCGCAAAGUUCAGCGUCGGCUGCGGGCGCCGAGCCCCGGGCGAGCGGCUCACCCGCCCUCAGGGCCGCUCUGCGGGCAGCGGCCAGGCCGGCUAUGGUCCCGGGGCUCCCGCCGCUCCUGAGUUGCCCGGGCCCCGCCAGGCAGGUGCGCGACGGUCACCCCGCCGCCCGGCGCGGCCCCGGCCCGCGGCUCCGCGCCCACGGUGCCCACUGAGCGAGCCUGGCGUCCCGGGAGGAGGAAGAACCAACGAGCCCCGGGUGCUCCCGAGGACCGCUGCCGCUUCAUCCCACCCGCUCCCGCCGCUGCCCGGCCAUGGGGAGCUGCGCACGGCUGCUGCUGCUCUGGGGCUGCUCGGCGGUGGCCGCAGGACUGAGCGGAGUAGCCGGCGCUAAUUCUCGCUGCGAGAAGGCCUGCAACCCUCGCAUGGGCAACCUGGCUCUGGGGAGAAAACUCCGGGCCGACAGCACCUGUGGCCAGAACGCCACCGAACUCUUUUGCUUCUACAGCGAGAACGCCGACCUCACCUGCCGGCAGCCCAAUGCGAGAAGUGCAAUGCGGCCCACUCAUCACCUGGCCCACCCUGCCCUCGCCAUGGCCGAUUCGUCCUUCCGGUUUCCCCGGACGUGGCAGUCUUCUGCGGAGGACGUGCAAAGAGAAAAGAUCCAGUUAGACCUGGAAGCGGAGUUCUACUUUACCCCACCUCAUUAUGGUGUUCAGUCUCCCAUGCCUGCAGCCAUGGUGCUGGACCGGUCCCAGGACUUUGGAAAGACGUGGAAGCCUUACAAGUACUUUGCAACCAACUGCUCGGCUACUUUCGGCCUGGAAGACGAUGUUGUCAAGAAGGGAGCUCUCCUGCAAACGUCGAGAUACUCAAGUCCCAAUGCCUGUAGCGGGGGUGGGGUUAUUUUCAGAGCUCUGUCACCACCGUAUGACAUAGAAAACCCUUACAGUGCCAAAGUUCAGGAGCAGCUGAAGAUCACCAACCUCCGCGUGCAGCUGCUCAAGCGACAGCCCUGCCCUUGUCAGGGAAACGACUUGAACGCAAAGCCUCAGCAUUUCACACACUAUGCAAUCUAUGACUUCAUCGUGAAGGGCAGCUGCUUCUGCAAUGGCCACGCCGAUCAGUGUGUACCUGUGGAUGGCUUCAGACCCGUCAAGGCCCCGGGAGCAUUCCAUGUGGUGCACGGGAAAUGCAUGUGCAAGCACAACACAGCAGGCAGCCACUGUCAGCACUGUGCGCCAUUGUACAAUGACCGGCCCUGGGAGGCAGCCGAUGGCAGAACGGGGUCCCCUAACGAGUGCAGAACCUGCAAGUGCAACGGGCACGCCGACACCUGUCACUUCGACAGCCAGGUGUGGGAGGCGUCAGGGAACCGCAGCGGGGGCGUCUGCACCAACUGCCAGCACAACACCGAAGGUCAGCACUGCCAGCGCUGUAAGCCGGGCUUCUACCGGGACCUCAGGCGACCCUUCUCCGCCCCAGAUGCCUGCAAAGCAUGUUCCUGCCAUCCAGUUGGGUCAGCUAUCCUUCCUUUCAGCUCAGUGACCUUCUGUGACCCUAGCAAUGGUGACUGCCCUUGCAAGCCUGGGGUGGCAGGGCCACACUGUGACAGGUGCAUGGUGGGAUACUGGGGCUUUGGACACUAUGGCUGCAGACCUUGUGACUGUGCUGGGAGCUGUGACCCACUCACAGGAGACUGCAUCAGCAGUAAUGCUGACGUUGAUUGGUACCAUGAAGUCCCCGCCUUUCCUUCUCCAUACAAUAAGAGCGAGCCGACCUGGGAGUGGGGGGAUGAACAAGGAUUCUCUGCACUCCGACACUCAGGUAAAUGUGAAUGUAAGGAACAAGUGUUAGGAAACCCCAAGGCAUUCUGCGGAAUGAAGUAUUCGUAUGUGUUAAAAAUCAAGAUUUUAUCAGCUCACGACAAAGGUUCCCAUGCCGAGGUCAACGUGAAGAUAAAAAAAGUCCUACAGUCUACGAAACUGAAGCUCUUACGAGGCAAGAGGACGCUGUACCCUGAGUCCUGGACAAACAGGGGCUGCACAUGUCCGAUCCUCAAUCCAGGUCUGGAGUACCUUGUGGCUGGGCACGAAGACGUAAGAACAGGCAAACUGGUUGUGAAUAUGAAAAGCUUUGUCCAGCGCUGGAAGCCAGCUCUCGGGAGAAGGGUCAUGCAUAUCUUAAAGAAAGAAUGCAAAUAGCACUGGACACACGAGGCACACAGAGACACGCGUGUAAUGGGAAAGAGACCUUGAAAUGAAACUGGAAUAUUUUUGAAGUGCCAAAAUGUAGAAAAAAGGUUCCAACGCAUAGGCCUUGUCCGAUCGAUCUGCUCUAGAUCUGCGCUC